AUGCCGCGCGAGACGGACGCACGCGCCGAGCGCUCCGCUCCCGAGCCCGCUAACAUGCGUACGACUGCUCCAGCGGACAGGGCCGCGUCCCUGCACGCUACUGGGGUCGAGUCGAGUACGUCAGAGACGCUACCGAGCACCUCUGAUAGUACUCCUCCCCCAACGAGCGUCGACGAAAGUGUUAUCAACUGUGCACAUGCAGUUCGCGUCACCCGCGUUAGUGAUACUGCGUUUUCGAUCACGCGCGAGUGUUGUGCGUCGAUGCAGCAGCCAUUGGAGACGCCUCCGGACGUCCCCACAACGCAGCAGGACAGCGAAGAUGCACUGCAGCUACUUUUAGGGCUGAUGCCACAUGCAGCCACUGCUCCUCUUGGCGACGACACGGAUAAUGAAGAGGAGGAGAUGCAGGUGGAAAACCCACAGGCAAACGCCCAAGCCAGUUCGUCACGAUCCUCGCGAAAGAGGCAGAAAUCGGACGACGAGUCCUCAGCCCCGGACGCGCGCAAAUUCCAGAAGGAAAACGCGCCAACCGGGACAACACCGCGACGCCGCGCGCGCGCCCCAAGGGUUGACAAAGACGGCUUCACGCCAGCGAAGAAGACCGCAAAACCCAGGCAACAGCUGACCACAGCACCCCUUGGCACAAGCAAUUCCUUCGACGCCCUCAGCGACUCGGAAGACGAGGACCUGGCGCUGCCACCACCGCAACAGCGACAGACGCCGCCGCCGCUCGUGAUCAAGUUUGAAGGGCAUUUUCGCGAACUUCAGAACGCUCUUAACUUGCUGAUCGGCAGGGACAAUUAUAGUGUCAGCGUGUCAGGCGAAGACCUGCACAGAGUGAAAGUUAAGAGCAGUGAACACUUCGCAAAACAACGGCGAGUUCCGGCGGGAAACUCUCACCCACGUGGAGCCCCAGCGCCCGCCAACAGCCGGACAAAGAGAAGACGCGGUCGCCGAGGCCGCGCCACCGGAAGAGCGCAUUCCGGAGCGGUCGUCAACCCCGGCCAGCAGCAGGGGAACUCCAACGCCCGGAACAAAGAACCGCAGCGGCACCACAGGCAGCCGCAGAACACCGCCCCGGCAGCAAAAGGAAAUGGCGGACCAGCUCCGCACGCCGCCAUACUCCAGGUACCUGCGCGCCAACCCGCUGCCCCUGCAGCAGCUCACCAGGCCGUAGCUCCGCCCUCCCCGCCGCAGCGCGAGGCCAGGACGGCGGCGCAGCGGGUGGUAGCCCCGCCUCCCGCGCCCCUGCCACGGCAAGCGGCCCCCUCGGCCGUUCCUCGCACCGGCCGGGCGGACCAAUCAGCGCAGCCCGCCCCGGACCAGAACAGCAUGGCGGACUUUCCGGAGCCGCGAUGGCGGCAGCAGCGGCCAACCACGGCUCAGCAGCGACCUCCACGGCAGCAGCGGCCAACCACGGUACAGCAGCAAACUCCCGCAGCCCUCGUCGACGCCUGUCAACAAAAUGGCGGCAUCCGGGAGACUGGAAGCGGCCAUGUUGUCGGGCCCCGACAAGAUGGCGACCGCAUUGACCGCCUCCUCGACACAAUGCAGCACAUGAUGGCUCGGAUGUCCGAGCUAAUGGCCGCAGUACACCAGGCUCUGAACAUGGCAGGGGAGAGUUCAAAAUCCGCGGACAGGGCUCCCACCCCCCCACCACCAGACAUCACGGAGCCAACGGCUCGAGAACUUCCAGCGAUGGACCAUACAGAAAAAGCCGUCGAACCGCGGUUCUUUUCGACCGAGGUUCUUAAUCACCUGACAAUGGAAGAAAGGCAGAUGCUGCGCGAUGCCCUAGCCAGGGCAGAAUGGAGGGCAAACGCCGCGAAGAAGUCGAAGACACCCGGACGACAUGGCAGCGACUCCGAGGACAACGUGAAAAUACCAGAAUCUUCGGAAGAUUCGGACUACUCGGCAGCCGAGCUAUCGGAGGCCGAAUACGACGACGUGAACGCGGACAUGGUCUGCGACCCACCGAUCGACGCAUCAUCCUCUGAGCAAGCUGAUGGAGCCGGCUUUCAACUAGUCACUAACAAGAGGCGUCGGAAGAAGCCCAGCCAGCCUGCGACCGCAAACGGAGAUAACGACGACCCGAAGCGCGCAAAGACCGACCCAUCCACGUUUGCUGUUCCAGUCAGCAACGCCUACACCGCACUCGCGGACCAGAACAACGACCAACCAGACGCCCAGCAGAGCCAGCCACCACCAACGGCACCAGGACGACCGCCCCCCUUGGUGGUGUACCAUACAAAAGACUAUCUCCGCUUGAACGCGGAGAUUAAGAAGCAUAUAGAAGGCGAGCUCCGCGCCAUAUACAAGGGAGACCACAUAAGACCAGCAAUAAACCUCAGAGGAACGCAACCAAGCCGCCCAACAACAACAGCAGGCCCACCACCACCACCAGCGCCAGCGAACACGGCAACCAACUUCCCUCCUCUCCGACAGCGACGGACGACCCGAGCUGCAGCCUGGGGCCGCCAACCAAACCAAGACGAACAGCAAACUCAACAAGACCAACCAACCACAGGAACAGUCGGCGACGCAAUCAAGCAGAUCACGUCUCUGGUGUCAUCCUUCUUCAAGCCAGACACGUUGAAUAAAGUAAAGAAGACAGCAGAAGACAUCAAAAACGCCAACGACCCCUUCUCAAAGAUGCUCGCGCUGGCCCAAGGUGUAAUCUCGCUGUUUGAAUAG
Messenger RNA from Schistocerca cancellata (South American locust), 2694 nucleotides. RefSeq lists its product as uncharacterized. The coding region runs from base 1 to 2694 and encodes 897 amino acids. NCBI's taxonomy places the organism in Eukaryota, Metazoa, Arthropoda, Insecta, Orthoptera, Acrididae. The record is from RefSeq and is a predicted model, not a curated record. The transcript has 4 exons.